Penicillium canescens is the source of this 564-nucleotide messenger RNA. RefSeq lists its product as uncharacterized. The record is from RefSeq and is a predicted model, not a curated record. Lineage: Eukaryota; Fungi; Ascomycota; Eurotiomycetes; Eurotiales; Aspergillaceae. The transcript is spliced from 2 exons. The coding region runs from base 1 to 564 and encodes 187 amino acids.
AUGCUCAUCACGCUUGAACCUUUAGCCUCGCACGGCAGUACCGGUCGUACGUCUGACAUCCUGUCAUCCUCGUCCAUCUCUUCAUCCUAUCCAUCAUGCAUCCUCAUCCGAAAGACCUCAAAGGCCACCAUCUCAACAUUCCAAGCCAAAGACAGGACUGACCAAAGCCUCAACCCAGAACCUCCUCGCAACAUGUAUUCACCCACCUCCGAUUCUUCAGACACCCCGCGAACUUUCACCUCGGCUUCCACCACCGAGUCCGAUCUCGUUCUCGGGGAGAAAGCUCCCGCUCUCGAAAAGGAAGUCCAGAUCGCCAAGUACAUCCAUUUCUACAUCGAGACCCACGGAACCAGCCCCAUCUUGCCAAUUGGAAUCAUCCCUCUGAACCCAAACAAAGGAUUCCCCGUCGUCGAAAUCCCGACUAUCAAGCCUGGCGGAUAUCGAUGGCCUUCCUCCUCCGCCAGCAUGGCGUCUACUGCGUACUCACCGAUAUCCCCCCUUUGCCAGAGUGGCACCCACUGCACCUCUGGUACAACCGCAUGGCUGCGGUGGCAGUCACUUUGA